This is a messenger RNA of Ostrinia furnacalis (Asian corn borer), 6416 nucleotides long. RefSeq names its product zinc finger protein 271. The record is from RefSeq and is a predicted model, not a curated record. Gene Ontology annotation, biological process: regulation of transcription by RNA polymerase II. Gene Ontology annotation, cellular component: nucleoplasm; nucleus. The transcript has 22 exons. Gene Ontology annotation, molecular function: DNA-binding transcription repressor activity, RNA polymerase II-specific; RNA polymerase II cis-regulatory region sequence-specific DNA binding. NCBI's taxonomy places the organism in Eukaryota, Metazoa, Arthropoda, Insecta, Lepidoptera, Crambidae. The coding region runs from base 350 to 3652 and encodes 1100 amino acids.
UCGUUCGUUCCUAUCCGUGGAUGUGUGCAACGAAAUGUGUGUUUUAUCAAAAAGUUGAUAAAUUCCUAUAAAUUUUCUCGUUUUUUUUAAUUACGCGUGUAAUUGCAAACUUUAUUCAUCUAUUGUUAUAGCUUUAACCAAAAUGGACUUACAAAACAUGCUCUAAGAAUCGUCUAAGAAAAUGUUAUUGUGCGCUAAGUUUCAUAAUGGCGGCCCGUCGCGUCCCCCGCGCCUCCAUUUCGAUGACAGUCAAAUUAUGACAAUGCCGAUGCGUAAAGUUUAGAAAAUGUUGUGUUGUUGUAAAUAAUUUAGUGAAAGUUAAAUAAAUCAAGAAAUCUGAGGACUAACAAUGAAUCCUGAACACCAUAGUAUGAAUACGGGUGGUGGCCAACCUCCUGGAAGUUCGGAGUCGCAGAGCCAGAGAGUUCAAUCUGCGCAGCAACAGCAGCAGGGCAAUAAUUUGCCCGCGACAACCUCUGCGACGGAUUUGCGAGUGAAUUCCGCGGCCGUGAACGUCGCUUUGUCUAGCGUCGCCAAAUACUGGGUGUUUACAAAUUUAUUUCCCGGACCUAUACCACAAGUUUCCGUGUACGGUUUGCCUACUGGCGCCAGGAUUGAAAAUGGGAAACCAGUCCAGUUGUUACAGGACCUAGGUCAACAUGCUAGCAUACUCAAUGGUGAUCCAAAUAUCAUUUUGGGGCACCAUGGAGGCCAACAGCAAGUUACAGUGUCAGCCGCUGGAGCACAACAAAUACCUGUAUCUCAAAUUAUUGCAACACAAUCAGGACAAACACAUGAAGCAUUGGUGGCUCACAACCAACAGCAGGAGCUGGCGCAGCAAGCGGCCAACGCUGCUCAGGUCACAGUUAGUGCGGGCCAACCACACCAGCAGGUACCCAAUAACCGGGUCGAGUUUGUACAACACCAUAACAUUGAUAUGGUAAAUCACGUGGGGCAUCAUUCACAACAACACUUAAUGCAGCAGCAACUAAUGGCGGCUGCCCGUCCGGAUCACUCAAAUCAGCAGAUACAGCUGACAGUCAGUGAAGAUGGAAUUGUCACGGUGGUGGAGCCAGGAGGCGGCAAACUGGUCGACAAGGAGGAACUCCAUGAAGCCAUCAAAAUGCCCACAGACCACACCCUCACUGUGCACCAGUUACAACAGAUCGUUGGACAGCAGGUGUUAGACAGCGUAGUCCGCAUAGAGCAAGCUACAGGAGAGCCAGCGAAUAUUCUCGUGACUCACAAUCCGGACGGGACAACCUCCAUAGAAGCAAGCGCCGGCGAACAGCUCAUAGUGAAAGACGAGAAAAGCGUCGGCAAAAUCGAGACAGCGCAGUAUGCUGAAAUCAAGGACAUAAAAGGAUUAGAUUUAAAGAGUGUCAACGCAAUGGGGAUGGAGGGCGCGGUGGUGAAGAUAUCUGGAGCCAACGAGCAUGACCUCCACGCCAUGUACAAGGUCAAUGUGGAGGACCUCUCACAACUGCUGGCCUAUCACGAAGUGUUCGGGAAACUGAACGCGGACGGGCAGCCUCAGGCUAAGGUGAUAAGCGAAGUGGAAGUAGAGGCCGGAACAAGCGCUGGAAUGUCAGAAGCGGAGUCCUCGCCAGGCCAUCAUGCUUGCGAUAUCUGCGGCAAGAUAUUCCAGUUCCGAUAUCAGCUGAUCGUCCAUAGACGAUAUCACGGGGAGAGUAAACCAUUUACAUGUCAAGUUUGUGGUUCCGCCUUUGCCAAUCCGGUCGAAUUAUCAAGACAUGGGAAGUGUCAUCUUGCCGGGGAUCCCACUGAGAGACACACAAAAAGGUUGACACAAGACAAGCCUUACGCCUGCACCACUUGCCACAAGACUUUCUCGCGCAAGGAGCAUCUGGAUAACCACGUGCGCAGCCACACCGGAGAAACGCCAUACAGAUGCGAAUUCUGCGCCAAGACAUUCACCCGCAAGGAGCAUAUGGUGAACCACGUCCGGAAACACACGGGCGAGACGCCGCACCGCUGCGAGAUUUGCAAGAAAAGUUUCACCAGAAAAGAACACUUUAUGAACCACGUCAUGUGGCACACGGGUGCAACUCCACACCAUUGUACAUUAUGCGGUAAGAAGUAUACUAGGAAGGAGCAUUUAGUGAACCAUAUGAGAUCGCACACAAACGAUACGGCGUUUCGAUGCGACCUGUGCGGCAAGUCGUUCACAAGAAAGGAACAUUACACCAAUCACAUAAUGUGGCAUACCGGCGAGACCCCACACCGCUGCGACUUCUGUUCGAAGACAUUCACCCGCAAGGAACACUUAUUGAACCACGUCCGCCAGCAUACUGGCGAGUCUCCUCACCGCUGCAACUUCUGUUCUAAAUCGUUCACGCGGCGCGAGCACCUUGUCAACCACGUGCGACAACACACCGGCGAGACGCCCUUCCAGUGCGGAUACUGUCCCAAGGCGUUCACCAGGAAGGACCACCUCGUAAACCACGUACGACAACACACGGGCGAAUCACCGCACAAGUGUUCGUUCUGCACCAAGUCGUUCACCCGCAAGGAACAUCUGACGAACCACGUGCGACAACACACGGGUGAAUCCCCGCACCGAUGCUCGUAUUGCUCCAAAUCGUUCACAAGAAAAGAACACUUGACAAACCAUAUCAGACAGCACACGGGAGAAACGCCACACAAGUGCACGUUCUGCCCGCGCUCGUUCACGCGCAAGGAGCAUUUGAACAACCACGUGCGACAACACACCGGGGAACUGCCCUUCAACUGCACCUACUGCACCAAGAGCUUCACGAGGAAGGAGCACCUCGUCAGCCACACCCGACAACACACGGGUGAGACCCCCUUCAAAUGCGCCUACUGCACCAAGUCGUUCUCGAGAAAGGAGCAUCUCACCAACCACGUGCAUCAACACACCGGCGAGACUCCACAUAAGUGUGCUUUUUGCACUAAGACAUUCUCCAGGAAAGAGCAUUUGACCAACCAUGUCAGAAUCCACACGGGUGAGUCGCCCCACCGCUGCGAGUUUUGUCAAAAGACGUUCACCCGUAAGGAGCACUUGACGAAUCAUUUGAAACAACACACGGGCGACAAACCGCACCCUUGCAAAAUCUGCUCCAAACUGUUCUCUAAGAAGGAGCUCGUCAUGCAUAUGAGAUCGCAUAGCUGCGGCGACCGACCCUUCAGUUGUGGUGAAUGCGGCAAGACGUUCCCGCUAAAAGGCAACCUGAUAUUCCACGAGCGAUCGCACAAGGCCGCCGGCGUGCGCCAGUAUCGGUGCGACGUGUGCUCUAAGGACUUCUUAUGUAAAGGACAUCUGGUGGCGCAUAGACGAACGCACACGGACGCGACGGAAGGCGGCAGCGCCGAGGCGUCGGUUGAAGGCGACGAGUGCAGCACCGAUUGCACCAAGUGCGAGAAGAUGGAGACCGAACGGCCGGAGAGAAAGCAUGAAAUUAGAUUGAGUACAGAAAAUAGGCCAGCAGACACAAAUGUCACUCAAAGUGAAACUAAUGUAGCUGUGAUGCAACUAACAAGUCAGCAGCAAGUCCGAGCGGCCUCUGCGGCUAACAACACAACGGUCGCGGGCGCAACCUUUACGCACUCGGCGCCGCAGCACCAUACUGGCGCGUCGAUAGCGCACCACCCGGUCACGGUCAACUACUAGCACAUCCAAAUAGCGCUCCAUCCCUCGGCUGGGGUGGACGCGCCCGAUACAGCCGACGGCUACACUGUGUUGUAGUGAAGAUGGAACCAGUGAGCCUAUGCUGUGAUAAUCUGCGCGUUAGGGUUACUACACACAAGUAACAUUGCCGUCAAACUAUUGGCACAUCACAUCACAUAGCAGUAUUUUUCGCAAAACAAAGACACGAAGAAAUUAUAAUACAUAAGUGCAGUGAAGCCGAGCGGCAUUUUUGCUGAACAUUCACAUUAAAUCUAUUUAACGCCCGGCUGUGCCGAUUUACUCACGUAAUGGUGUAGUAACCCUCACGCACUCCUAAACCGCAGUACAUAGUGUGAAUACUCUACUGUACAUAAACCAUACCGCAGUAUACAGUGUGAACGCGUAAAUAAUCUAAUCUUGUAGACAUAGUGAGACGCGUGAGUGCCGUGGCUGUGAUUACUGUGUGAACACAACAUCGUGCUUCACACAAACUGAAGUUGAAAACACUCAUUAUCAUGACUAAGACCUUGCAAGUAAUGCUAAAACUGUGAUUGUGGAUACCAUCACGCUACCGAACUUGAAGCUGCCGUUUCAUUAUACCAAGCUUAUAAAGGAGCUGUGUUUUUCUCACAUUUGCCAUAUUUUUUUAUUGGGGAAAUUCCAUAUUAGCCAAAUUUCAAUUAUGGUGGUGAUUUAGUUUUUGCCUGGGUAAAAAUUUAAUAGGAAAGUUAACUUAUUGACGGACUGAUUAGCCUUGAACAGAAUGAAUAUCACAAAUUAUCAUGGUCUCUUCCUGUUAUUUAUUUUUUGAUCAAGAAAAUGACUGGCCCAAUACUGUUUUGGGACUGUGUAAGAUGAUGAAUGCUAUCUACAACAUUACUGCGAUUUUUAAAUAAUCCAGAUAAUUUCUUCUGUGUUAUUUUUUUAAGUUCAAGACAAAUGUAAUAAGUUGAUAGCAUUGAUCAACCAUUUUUUAAUAAAGUGUGAUAUAAACACUACGUUUUACCUGAUAUCUUGGAGCAAAUGAUAUCUUGGCAGUGGUUUUAUUUAGAGACAGGCAGUAGUUAUGUAUGUACGGUUACAAGCACAUCAAAUUAUCAAGCAAUAGAUUUUUGUGACAAAGUAGCACCUUUUGCUAAUAUUUACAUUAAAUAUUAUAAAGUGUAACUAGAUGUGCUGUCAUUUGUACUUGGUAAAUUAAAACCACUGUUUUCAAUUAAUAAAACACCAGCACUGCCUAAUUUCCCACAUACACCGCAUGCCCCUGAUUUUGAGUUAAUAAUGGCCAGUAAAUAAUGCCUACUCGAUAAACAUCACUGAAGGAAGAUUGCUUAUGCCUAAGAUAUGUGCAUUCUUUUUAAAUCUUUUUUACAUAUUUUCUCAUAGAAAACGACCUAUUGUUGCCCUCUUAAAAAUAGUUUUAUUUAUAAAGAAAGUUCUAUUUUAUUUAUUAUUUAUGGCAAAUAAAUUGUCUGUUUUAUUUACCCUUUAAAAAUGUUUGCCUUUAUUCAUAACGUGUUCAUGUAAAUAGUCUACAAAUGUUAUUUGUAACUUCCAUUAGACAUGUCAAAACAAUUUACAAAACAGUUAAUGUGCAUUAAACAAGUUGAUAGAAAUCGUUUUACGCUUACCAAUUAACUACAAAAUAUCCAUUUAAAUUAGUUUUUAAUGUUAAUAAAAAAAGGAAUAGCAUAGAGGUUACCAGAUAACUCUUAUUUUGAUUUUAACCAUGUAAAUAAUAAUCUAAUGUAGCUUUAUUUAAUACAAACAUUUGGAUUUUUAGACAUCUUUACGCUGUAUUCAUUUUCCAUUUAGAAUUUUGUUUUUUUGUAUUGUAUGGGUGUAAAAUUUAAAAAAAUACAUUCCUUCUUCAUGAAACUUCAAUUUCUUUCGUUGUGAAGUAAUUAAAUCAUGAAUGUUUUUCUAAGAUUGAAAGGGGCUAUGACAUGAAUGUGGUAUAAGUUCCUUUACAAUUUAUUGUGGUACAUGAUUUUACUUAAAUUUUGCACAUUUAGAAACUUUUACAAUAAUUGGAUUAAGUUUCUUCUUUAUUAUUAACCAUGUUAAUGGGACCACUAUAAGGAAAGUUUUCUUUAGUAUCGACAUAAAUGAUCCUUGCAGUUUCCCUCCCCAUUAGGUUUUAUUUACAUAAUAUUGUGUUUAUGAUUGUUGGGCAAUAAAAAUCUCCUUAUUAUUGUUCCACAGCUAUUAGUACGGUCCAGCUAAAAUAAAUUUAAUUAAUAAUAUUCUUUGCCAUGAUUGUACAGUACAAGUGUGAUAAAUCUUUCAUUAAUUAUUAUUAAGGAAAUGUAUAAAGUUGAGAGCUGGUGGGUGUAUUGCUUAGCUUAGCGAAACCACCAGGUGCGUGAAGUGGUGUUGUAAUCACUUCCGUGGUUAUUAUAACACAGCUUGUAAAACUAUAUUAAUAUAGCUUGUAUUUACUUGUACAGAAAUAGCUGUAACCUAUUAGUUUUACCUUGUAGCAAACUUAAGACUAAUAAAAUUAUAUCAUAUUACUUAUUAUUAUUAUGUUAACAAUGUCUGGAUUGUGGUUAAAAUGUUACAGGACAAAAACGGGAUUAAAACGAUUCUGAAUCGUCUGGUUGUAGUAAGAUUUUUCUAAGGUGCGAUGAAUCAUUGAGAUAACUUAUUAUGUCAGCCAAAAGGUAAAUUAUCUUCAAUGGUGCCACGCUGAUUUAUAUUUUAUAGGAAGUCUAAAUCUCUAGAUACAAUAGUGUACUAAAAGCUAAUUUAUGUUCAGUAAUUU